Metarhizium robertsii ARSEF 23 is the source of this 489-nucleotide messenger RNA. RefSeq lists its product as uncharacterized. The record is from RefSeq and is a predicted model, not a curated record. Bases 1 to 489 code for a protein of 162 amino acids. The transcript is spliced from 2 exons. Gene Ontology annotation, biological process: protein folding in endoplasmic reticulum. Lineage: Eukaryota; Fungi; Ascomycota; Sordariomycetes; Hypocreales; Clavicipitaceae. Gene Ontology annotation, cellular component: EMC complex.
AUGUCUUCACCAGACUCAAAUGUUCCCACCUGGGUUUCGCAGCUGCGCUCACCUCCAGGUGCCAAAGCCAGGGUCCCAGGCGUCCCCGACCCCAUUGGCUUCUCCUCAGGCCCGUCGGGCUCCAAGAAACCCAGCAAGGAUGGCAAAAGCCAACCUCCUCGAAAGGCACCCACUGGCGAAGAAAUGGAAACCCUCAAGCUUAAAAAAGCAUGGGAGGUCGCCCUCGGUCCCGUCAAAGCACUUCCUAUGACCGUCAUCAUGAUGUACAUGUCCGGCAACUCGCUCCAAAUUUUCAGCAUCAUGAUGGUCUUUAUGGCAUUCAAGAACCCCAUCGCAGGCCUGAUGGCUACCAACCAGGCCUUUGAACGAUUCAAUACCGAGAAAAACGCCGCUCAGAUAUUGCAAACGAAGUUGGUGUAUGUGGCGAUGCAGCUUGUUGCGCUGGGAGUGGGUAUCUGGAAGGUGAACUCAAUGGGGCUGUUGCCGUAA